AUGCGGUACGAAGAUUGGGACGUUAUCAUUUUCCCAGCCGGCAGAGAUUCUAAAGUCCCUUUCAAAGAGUUCAAGAUCGCGUGCCAUGUUGUGCCCGAUCUCGAGCUUGCUCACAUCCAUGGGGCCGCGGGCAUGCCCGUCAUGACGUGUUUCGUGCCGAGUCUUCCAGCCGGAACCCCCUUCCAGAUCUCGAUCCAUUCCUGGCGGAACCCGGAUAUCAGCCAGUUUACGCGAGCCUACAGCAAACAUACAGAUCUGGUCAAGUUUGAGGCGCGCAUUUCGCUUGAUGGACGAAUGGUAGCGUCCACGGCCUUUGACCGCAAAAUUCACGGGCCACACUUGAUCACCAGCACAUUUGAGUUCACAAAGACAGGCGAGCUCGAGCGACUUAAGUUUCCCCACUUCCGACGUGAGCUGCUGUUCCAGAACCACUGGAGCCCUGGUGACGACCUCGGUCGGAUCAAGAUAAUAAUUAGCGAAGGGUUCCCGCGCGACUCACUUUCGGUUCCGAUAGAACGAGUAAAAAAUAUCGUGGCCUUCUCCUUCCAGCAUGCUCCAUUGGAGAUUUUGGAGACCAAUGGAAUCGCAUGGCCGAACCCUUCGAUGUGGCGGCGCGCGCCCUUUGCCCCGACGGUGCCAGUUCCUACAUAUCAUCCAGAAGAAGGAGCAGAGUCGCAUGCACAUUCGCCUCGAAGAAAGUCGAUGCUCCUAAGGAACAGCAAGAGUCAGGGGUUUACGGCUCCAUUUGUAACGGGAGGCAUGUUCCUGCCCCCAUCAGCCCCCGGUUUCGUCGGAAAUCCAGCCGUGAAUGCGUCAUAUUUGCCACGAACUACAACUGGAUCUGGGUCGGCGCUGUCAUACCCGGACCCAUUCACCGAGUCUGCGGCCUAUCUGGACUGGGUCAAUGCAACGACCAGUCUACCCAACAUCGACCUCGAAAGGAAGGCUUAUUGGCCAACCAAUAUUCGCUCGGACAGGCGAUCUAGCAGUGACACAAACAUGCCUGACUAUGUCCCUGUUCGGAAUCAUGAUCCAAUGCAGAUCUCAGGUGGCAGCCUCGAGGACGAUCCGAUGAGCCUGAAGGUUCCAACCAACACACCCACCGCUCGGCUCGGCGAAGAGAAUCCACACCCCCAAUACUCGUUUUGCUCGCAUACAUCGGCACUUACCCCCGAUCUCGCGACAUCCCUGACCCACUCACUGCUCAAUCAACCGUUUCCGCUUCCAGCUCAGCCUCAAAACACGUCGCUCCCGUCUUCCGAAGUCAAGUCUCGGAAGGAGAGUCGUCAUUUGGCAGUUGGAGACUCCAACACUUCCUCGACGCACUCAACGCCCCAUGCAGAGCACGUCGAGGUUCGCAAGUUCACGCAGCCCGAAUUUAGUCUUGGGCCCCGAGAUUCAGAUUCCCCAAUGCCCUCUGGCCCAGAGAACAUGGACGGCGCUAGUCCUUCGAAUAUGCAGUCUGUCUUUGCCUCUGGCGGAUCUCGCAACGUCUCGGCUGUCGAGUUUGGAUCCAGCAUCACGAAUUUUAGUAUGGUCUCGGCGAACCAUGGAGAUGCUUCUGUUGGAGUACCGAACAUGGGAGUCGGCAAUAGCAAUUCGGGUAUGAAGCGGACGCGAAACUUCACGCCCAUUUCCGCAAAGGUGAUUGACGAAGAGGAUGAACCGCGCCGAGCCAGUCCUCACGUGCGUAUUGCGGGGUUUGGCGUGGAUGAUGCCCACGAUACUUGA
This is a messenger RNA of Lasiosphaeria miniovina, 1731 nucleotides long. RefSeq lists its product as uncharacterized. The transcript has 4 exons. The record is from RefSeq and is a predicted model, not a curated record. Lineage: Eukaryota; Fungi; Ascomycota; Sordariomycetes; Sordariales; Lasiosphaeriaceae. Bases 1 to 1731 code for a protein of 576 amino acids.